Messenger RNA from Laetiporus sulphureus 93-53, 1045 nucleotides. RefSeq lists its product as uncharacterized. The record is from RefSeq and is a predicted model, not a curated record. Lineage: Eukaryota; Fungi; Basidiomycota; Agaricomycetes; Polyporales; Laetiporaceae. Bases 109 to 774 code for a protein of 221 amino acids. The transcript has 2 exons.
CUCAACUGUUUCGCUCGUUUCGUCCCUACCAGUCAGUUCCUUCGCAUUUUUUCUGCUUUACUCAAUGUUUCGUUUCCUCUUCGUCCACAGUGUCCGAUAACACCACUUAUGGCUCUGAGCCCAGAUGGCCAGCCUGCCCCCUCUGAGCUCUCUGGACCUACUCUUAUCGGUGCUCCUGGAGAUCGUCCUUCGCCUCCCGGUACUCCUUCCCCCCCGUCCGCCAUCUCCUCGAUGGAGGCAAAACACUACUACGCCGGAUUGCACACUGCUUCCACGGGCCCAGUCUUGAUUUGCCGCACCAGUCGCGGUGUGUGGGAGCUCCCCCGUGGUGCUGAGGAGUACUUUCGGCCCAAGGAGCUCAAGGUCGUCGGCAACCACGACAUCCAGGACGUCUGGGAGAAGGGCCUGGCGGCGGAGGUGCACGUCGCCCUACGUGAGAAGAAGAUCAACUGGUCCAGCACGGAUAUUGUUCGUAUCUGCUACGCGGACGAGCAUUCGGGCGACGUUAUCCUGUGGAUUGGCGUCCGGCCUGAUUCAUCCCUCUCUUACGAAGUCGCUAUCGACGCAGCUCUUCACUGCAAGAGCCUUGUGGUAGCCCGCGGUAUCUUAGACGUGGAAGUGGAAAUGCGCGAGGCGGACGUCUUCCGCCGCGCUGGCCCCCAGUUCCUUCCACCCGCCUUCGACCUCAAGUCCGACCCGACUGCCGAAGUUCGCAUGGCCCCUUGCCUCGACACUCGGCAUGACCAUCUGUUCCCGCCGCACGCCCUGGGGUGAAGGCAGCGGAGGUUUCUACGUCACGGACGGGAAGAGGCUUCUGCUCGUGACUGCUCGCCAUGUCCUCUUCCCCCCGAGCACAGAUGACAACAAGCUUUUCGAGUACAAGUCGAGCAGCUCGGGCAUGCCCCGCAAGGACGUCGUCCUCCUCAGAUGGCAUCAUUACCGUCCAGCAGAAGAAGCUCGUCUAUUGGAACGCUAGGGAGGGCGCUCCCCAGGCUGCGAAGGGGCUCGCGGAUGCCCAGAGUGCGAUCAAGGAAGCAGAGGCGAC